GAAUCUUAAUUCGAGAAAAUCGUCGAGCGGUACUCCCUGCAGCGAUUGGGGUAUAAUAUUGUAAAAACUCGAGGAAAUCCUCGGACCGAAACGAUCGCGUUCGCGGGUCGAACCGGUCGUCGCGGUCUACGAAACGCGAUGUUGUUUUAAAUUCGCACGUUCGUUUCUGUUACAGCCGUGCGGGCGGACCGGAUGAGAGGCGGUAGGAACAAAUUCGGACCCAUGUACAAGAGAGACCGAGCGCGGAAACUGCAAAUGAUGAGACAACGGCAGCUGGCACUGCAAACGAUACGCGGCAGCCUCGGUGAUCCAUCGAACUAUCCCUCCGCCGUAACGCCUUUCCUGCAUAUUAAACAGGAGAUCCAAAUACCUCAGGUCUCGAGUCUAACGUCUUCUCCAGAUUCGAGUCCAUCCCCCGCAGCCGUGGCCGCUGGUCUGGUCACGACACAGGCUGGCAGCGGAGCUGGUCAGCAUCAACUGAUCGCACCGUCCUACCAGCCAAACAUUUCUGGUACAAACAACCUGCACAACCUCAACCCUGGCCUGGAUAGCAAGCUGUGGGCUGCCAAUUCCACCACCCCGAGUCCUAAGGCCUUCAACUUCGGCGAACAGUCCACGCAACCUCAGGGAGCCGCUGGUUCCGCGCCCUCUACAGCCGCCUUGAAAACUAGUCCGAUGAUAAGAGACUUCGUGCAAUCGGUCGACGACCGCGAGUGGCAGGCGUCCCUUUUUGGACUGUUGCAAAACCAAACGUACAAUCAGUGUGAAGUGGACUUGUUCGAAUUAAUGUGCAAAGUGCUCGACCAGAAUCUGUUCUCGCAGGUGGACUGGGCAAGGAAUUCUGUAUUCUUCAAAGAUCUCAAGGUUGACGACCAAAUGAAGUUACUACAGCACUCCUGGUCGGAUAUGUUGGUGCUUGAUCAUCUUCAUCAAAGGUUACAUAAUAAUCUACCCGACGAGACUACGCUUCAUAAUGGCCAAAAGUUUGAUCUCCUUUGUCUCGGCCUACUUGGAGUUCCUUCCCUGGCAGAAAUCUUCAAUGAAUUGUCAUCUAAACUUCAGGAACUCAAAUUUGACCUUUCGGACUACAUAUGCAUGAAAUUCCUGAUGCUGCUCAAUCAUGACGUUCGGGGAUUAGUUAACAAGAAACAUGUACAAGAAGGUCACGAACAAGUGUUACAAGCUCUCCUGGAUUAUACGUUGACAUGUUAUCCAUCUGUAACGGAUAAAUUUAACAAGCUGCUAGCAGUAUUACCAGAAAUCCAUGCGGUAGCGAACAGGGGUGAAGAUCACCUUUAUCAGAAGCAUUGUAGCGGCGGAGCACCAACUCAAACUCUUCUUAUGGAAAUGCUUCAUGCUAAGAGAAAAUGAAACGAUAAAUUCGUUUGGCAUCUUUGCCAUGAGUUAGUCUGUUGCUAUAUCUCAAAAAUCACGAUAGAGCCCCUUACCGUCAAAGUGGACCUCAAGUACCUACUAAGAGCUAACGCUGCUUAGGUAUUGGACCAAGUUAAGGGGCCCUGGUUCAAAAAAUACCUAUGCAAACAAAUCAAGUAUAGACGUACAUACUUUACAUAUAUACAUAAUAUAUGUAUUAUAACGUGUAUCUAAAUAUAUAAACAUAAUGACAUAUAUUUUCUAUAUUUGAUGUUGAAGUUUUAGAGAUGUAUCCAUGGAGAAUUACUACCCCUGUUGGUGGGUACAAGCGCAGGGAAACAGUAAGCAAGAUGCCUUGAAAACAGUACAAAGGGUGGUUAACAAAAUAUUGGUCAAAGGGCAGGCAACUUUUGUCUAAAUAAGUAAAGCUAUUUUUCUAAUACUAGAAGCGAUUAUUUUUAAGCAUACCACUGAAGCCUUGCUCUCAUUUUGAACAAAAAGAUAUCCUAAUAGUAACGAACGAAAAAAAAAGAUUGCCGACUCUCCAGUCAAUCAUGCUUCUGCAAGGGAUUCAAUGGGCAUACUUGAACGACAGUAAAAUUUCAUGUGAUAUACUUAUAUAUACAUAUAUACAUAUAUGUCGCACGGCCACCUGGGCAUCCUUAGAACUUCCUAUAAAAAAUCUGCAUUUUGUCACACUUGCACACAGCAGGGCUACUAUAUUGUAAAUACUAGUUAACACAUUCCAAUUAUGUUGUAAAGUAUGAAUCAUGUUAAAUAUGUAAUUAUAAUAUUUUGUGUAUAGUUUAAUAAAAUAAAUAUAUUUCUGUUGCUUACCGAGAAAAAAUCAUUAGCUACUUAAUGUCUUCACUAAUUUUAGAAUCUUAUUCAUGUAUUUUUCUCUUUAUUAUUUUUCAAAUAGGUGGCGGAAAAAAAUAACCACAAAAUGCGAUAUUUUAUUAUUGUAUAUUGUAUUAUAAUAAAGAUUCUGUUUAAGAAAUAAAAGAAUCAUUGGAGCAAG
Messenger RNA from Hylaeus anthracinus, 2395 nucleotides. RefSeq names its product nuclear hormone receptor FTZ-F1-like (gene ftz-f1). Gene Ontology annotation, cellular component: RNA polymerase II transcription regulator complex. The record is from RefSeq and is a predicted model, not a curated record. The coding region runs from base 193 to 1371 and encodes 392 amino acids. NCBI's taxonomy places the organism in Eukaryota, Metazoa, Arthropoda, Insecta, Hymenoptera, Colletidae. Gene Ontology annotation, molecular function: nuclear receptor activity; RNA polymerase II cis-regulatory region sequence-specific DNA binding. The transcript is spliced from 4 exons. Gene Ontology annotation, biological process: hormone-mediated signaling pathway; tissue development; regulation of transcription by RNA polymerase II.